Molecule: messenger RNA, 363 nt
Organism: Lactuca saligna
Lineage: Eukaryota; Viridiplantae; Streptophyta; Magnoliopsida; Asterales; Asteraceae
Source: the annotation of a GenBank genome assembly
AUGAAACUCGACACUUCACUUAUAAUCACUGCUUUCAAAGAUAUUAUCCUUCCGGUGCAAGAAAACCCUUUUCUCUCUCAAGCAUUGUUCAUCUUUUUCUCCACUACACCAAUGGUUUCUUCCUCUUUAGUUGAAAAACAAAUGGCUCAGUCGAUAUUACUGGGUAUUAAGGCUAACCAAAAUCUCAUCUUGGACCAUGAUCCAUCAAAGUAUGAGGCUUUUCUUCAACUGUUGAUCAAUUGCCUAAAAUACUCUCCUCUAGCUACUGCUUUGUCAAAGACACAGAACGUUCUGUUGGCUCUUCUCUCCAGAGCUUACUCAAUUGCCCGAUAUGAAAGAGUGCACCACAACUAUUACAUUUGA